Molecule: messenger RNA, 354 nt
Organism: Magnusiomyces paraingens
Lineage: Eukaryota; Fungi; Ascomycota; Dipodascomycetes; Dipodascales; Dipodascaceae
Exons: 2
Coding region: 1-354 (117 amino acids)
Biological process (GO): proton motive force-driven ATP synthesis
Source: RefSeq, a predicted model, not a curated record
AUGAUCGCCGCUGUUCUCCGUGUCGCUGCUCGCAGAGCCCCCGUCGUCGUCGCUAGACGUGCCAUGUCUGUCUCCGCUGUCAGAUGCAACCUUAUCCAGGACCUUUAUGUCAAGGAAAUCAAGGGCUACAAGGCUCCUCCUCUUACUGUCGCUGACGCUCAGGGUUCUGUCAAGCCUUGGGUCUCCCCCUCUGCCCCUGCUCCCCCCGCCGUUGAGGGUGAUGUUGCCGCUGACCUUGCUGCCUACGAGUCUUCCACCGUUGAGGUUGAGUCCCACGCUCCCGUUGCUGAGGGUGCUGAGCCUGUUGUUGAGGACUGGUUCGUCAUUGAGCCCGCUCAUGACCUCCACCACUAA